Messenger RNA from Cervus elaphus (red deer), 2197 nucleotides. It is a transcript of the gene FAM43B, whose product is annotated as family with sequence similarity 43 member B. Bases 138 to 1109 code for a protein of 323 amino acids. NCBI's taxonomy places the organism in Eukaryota, Metazoa, Chordata, Mammalia, Artiodactyla, Cervidae. The record is from RefSeq and is a predicted model, not a curated record. The transcript has a single exon.
GUCCCCGGCGCCGCCCAGCUUCUCGAACGCCCUGGGCCGCGGGCUUCUGGGCGCGCUCCCCUCCCCCGGCCGCCGGGCCGGCCGCCCGCGAGCUCCCGGCGCCCCCAGCCCCUCGGGCCGCCGCCGCAGCCGCCGCGAUGCUGCCCUGGAGGCGUAACAAAUUUGUGCUGGUGGAGGACGACGCCAAGCGCAAGGCCAAGAGCCUGAGCCCCAGGCUCGCCUACACGUCUCUGCUCUCCAGCUUCCUGCGCUCCUGCCCGGACCUGCUGCCCGACUGGCCGCUGGAGCGCCUGGGCCGCGUGUUCCGCAGCCGGCGCCAGAAAGUGGAGCUCAACAAAGAGGACCCGACCUACACCGUGUGGUACCUGGGCAACGCCGUCACCCUGCACGCCAAGGGCGACGGCUGCACCGAGGACGCCGUGGGCAAGAUCUGGGCGCGCUGCGGGCCGGGCGGGGGCACCAAGAUGAAGCUGACGCUGGGGCCGCACGGCCUCCGCAUGCAGCCGUGCGAGCGCAGCAGCCCGGGGGGCCCCGGGGGCCGCCGGCCGGCGCACGCCUACCUGCUGCCGCGCAUCACCUACUGCGCGGCGGACGCGCGCCACCCGCGCGUCUUCGCCUGGGUCUACCGCCACCAGGCGCGCCACAAGGCGGUGGUACUGCGCUGCCACGCCGUGUUGCUGGCGCGGGCGCAUAAGGCGCGCGCCCUGGCCCGCCUGCUCCGCCAGGCCGCGCUGGCGGCCUUCAGCGACUUCAAGCGCCUGCAGCGCCAGAGCGACGCGCGCCACGUGCGCCAGCAGCACCUCCGCGCCGGGGGCGCCCCCGCCGCCUCGCUGCCCCGCGCCCCGCUGCGCCGGCUCCUCAACGCCAAGUGCGCCUACCGGCCGCCCCCCGCCGCCGAGCGCGGCCGUGGGGCGCCGCGCCUCAGCAGCAUCCAGGAGGAGGACGAGGACCAGGACGAGGACGCGGGGCCGCGCGAGCGGCCGGAGGUGCUCAGCCUGGCCCGCGAGCUGAGGACGUGCAGCCUGCGGGCCGCCCCGGCGCCUCCGCCGCCCUCGCAGCCCCGCCGCUGGAAGGCCGGCCCCCGGGAGCGAGCGGGCCAGGCGCGCUGAGAGCCGGAGGUGGGGGGCGCGGGGCGGAUGGACAGGCCUCGCGGCCCCAGAACCGGCCGGCCUGACGUAGAGCCUCCGGCCUCGGCCCUGCCCACUACGGCUUCCCCGUGGUCCCCCCACCCCGCCCUUGCCUCCCUCGUAGUCUCUGUCUGCCCCGCGCCUCAUCCUGGCUCAGGGUGACGCCUGACAUGCCCUUGAGUGUGGGGGGCGGCGAGCUGGGGGAGCAGCAGUAUUCCGUGUUCGCCCCCCACGCCCGGAGUCUGCCGGCACCCUCCACUGUGGAAUUGCCUCCCCGACGCUUAACACCAAGCUGCUUUGCCCAUAGGCCACGCCCUGCCUCCCCAAACAUCCUCUCUAGAGAAGGGGGCUUGGGGAGGAGACUCUUCCAGAAAACCAGGAGGGUGGCCUUGGAUCUUGGCCGCGGGGGGAGACAGUGGGUCUGCCCGUAGCCAGGGUAGCCCUGGGCAGGCAUUCUUAGAGCGGGAAGAAUAGUGGCCCCAGAGAGCUGAGGCCAGGCCCCAAGUGGCACCUGAGUCUACUGCCAUACCACACAAGGAAGCGUGCCCAGCCUCUACGCAUGGCCUCUCCACCCCUUGGAGGACUUCUGGGACUUGGCUGCUCUGCCUGUAGAGAAAACGGGGAUGUUCCUACCACCCCGAACAACAGACGGCCAGGAACAGCCCUGUGCAGCAGGCCGCGGCCCAAGCCUGUGUCCUGGUGCCCGCAGGCCUCCUCACCCACUGUCUUUCUGCAUACAAAUGUGUGUGGGUCCUCACUCGGCGCCCCACAGCUAGGACCAAGACGUGGCCUCCAACGGAGGUAAGAGGACAUCUGGCAGGUGUUUGAGGCACUGACCACCCAGCAGAUGGACAGGGGAGAGAUGUCCCCAAGCCAAGGCUUGGCAGAGCCGGAGGGUACUGACAGCACCCGGCUUCUGACAGCAAGAUGAGGCUGGAGAGUGCGGUGACCCCACCAGGGGAGCGGGCCCCUGCCCACGUGUCUUUUAACAAGGUCACUAAAAGCCCAAAGAUCUAUGUGUCACCAAAUGAUCAUUGUAAAUAAACCGUUCCUGCUUUUUCAGCCUGUCA